UCAUUCGAGCCCGGCGCGCGCCCGCUGAUUGAGGGGGCGCACCGGGCCGGGGGCUUCAUGCGGAAAUUGGGCGUGGAGUGCGCGAGCGCCGAGCAGGCUCUGGAGGCGGCCGAGGCCGGGGCCGACAUCGUCCUGCUCGACAACCUGAGCCCAGAGGUGCUGCAUGAGGUGGCCGCGCGCGUCAAGGCCGCGCACCCGUGGAUGCUGGUGGAGGCCAGUGGGGGCAUCGGCCUGGAGAGCCUGGGCAGCUUCCUGGGGCCCCAUGUGGACGUCGUGUCCAUGGGGUGCCUGACCCACAGCGCCCCCGUGCUCAACUGCGCCCUCAAGGUGCUGGGGAUGGGGGACGGAGCCGAGGAAAAGUGAAAAUCAAAUGUGGAAACCCCAAAAUUUCACCCUGGAGCCCUGAAAUCCAUCCCAGAAACCCCAAAAUCCAUCCCAGAAACCCCAAAAUCCAACCUGGAACCAAUGAAAUCCAACCUGAGAUGUGGAGACACCUGGAACUCUGAAAUCCAUCCCAGGAACCCCCAAAAUCCAACCUGGAACCCCUAAAAUUCAUCCCAAGAACCCCAAAAUCCAUCCUGGAAACUGUGAAACUUGGGAACCCUGAAAUCCAUCCCAGGCACCCCAAAAAUCCAACCUGGGAACCUCAAAAUCGAACCCGAAACCCUGAAAUUUGGGAACCCCAAAAUCCGUCCCAGGAACCCCCAAAAUCCAACCUAGAACCAAUAAAAUCCAACCUGAGAUGGGGAAACACCUGGAACCCUGAAAUCCAUCCCGGGAACCCCCAAAAUCCGAGCAGGAACCCCCAAAAUUCAACCUGGAACCCCCAAAAUCCAACCCGCCAAACCCAGCCUGGAUCCAAUGGAAUCCCGGGAACCCCAGAAUCCAUCCCUGAACCCCCAAAUCCGCCCCAGGAGCCCCCCAGCCCUGCAGGCCCUGCCCCGGUUCCUGGGGCCCCACGGGGCCGUCGUGUCCAUGGGGUGCUCGACCCACAGCGCCCCCGCGCUCGACUGCGCCCUCAGGGUGCUGGGGAUGGGGGACGGAGCCGAGGAACCCUGAAAAUCCAACGUGGGAACCACAAAAAUUUGCCCAGAAACCCAAAAAUCCCACCCAGAAACCCCCAAAUCCAUCCCAGAUACCCCCAAAAUCCAACCUGGAACCAAUGAAAUCCAACCUGAGAUGUGGAAACACCCGGAACCCUGAAAUCCGUCCCAGGAACCCCAAAAAUCCAACCUGGAAACCUCAAAAUCGAACCUGAAACCCUGAAAUUUGGGAUCCCCAAAAUCCAACCCCGGGAACCCCCAAAAUCCAACCCAAAACCCUGAAGAUCCAACCUGGAACCAAUAAAAUCCAACCUGAGAUGUGGAAACACCUGGAAUCCUGAAAUCCAUCCCAGGAACCCCCAAAAUCCAACCUGGAACCCCCAAAAUCGAACCCGAAACCCUGAAAUUUGGGAACCAUAAAAUCCGACCUGGAACCCCAAAAAUCCAUCCCAGGAACCCCCAAAAUCCAUCCUGGAAACCUCAAAAUCGAACCUGAAACCCUGAAAUUUGGGAGCCCCAAAAUCGAAACCCGGGAACCCCCAAAAUCCAUCCCGGGAACCCCCAAAAUCCAUCCUGGAAACCCUAAAAUUCAUCCCAAGAACCCCAAAAUCCAUCCUGGAAACUCUGAAAUUUGGGAACCCUGAAAUCCAUCCCAGGAACCCCAAAAUCCAACCUGGAACCCCCAAAAUCGAACCUGAAACUCUGAAAUUUGGGAACCCCAAAAUCGAACCCGGGAACGCCAAAAUCCAACCUGCAACCCCCAAAAUCCAAACUGGAACCAAUAAAAUCCAACCUGAGAUGUAGAAACACCUGGAACCCUGAAAUCCAUCCCAGGAACCCCAAAAUCCAACCCAGAACCCCAAAAUCCAUCCUGGAACCCCUAAAAUUCAUCCCAAGAACCCCAAAAUCCAUUAUGGAAACCUCAAAAUCGAACCCGAAACCCUGAAAUUUAGGAACCCCGAAAUCCAACCUGGAACCCCAAAAUCCAUCCCUGGAACCCCCAAAAUCCAACCUGGAACCCCCAAAAUCGAACCUGAAACUCUGAAAUUUGGGAACCCCGAAAUCCAACCUGGAACCCCCGAAAUCCAUCCCUGGAACCCCCAAAAUCCAACCUGGAACCCCCAAAAUCGAACCUGAAACUCUGAAAUUUGGGAACCCCGAAAUCCAACCUGGGAACCCCCGAAAUCCAACCUGGAACCCCCAAAAUCCAACCUGGAACCCCCAAAAUCGAACCUGAAACCCUGAAAUUUGGGAACCUCAAACCACAAAAUCGAACCCGGGAACCCCAAAAUCUGUUCUGGAACCCCAAAGCCCAGCCCAGAACCGAUAAAAUCCAACCUGAGACCCAGAAACACCUGGAACCCCAAAAAUAUUUACUAUUUAUUUUUUUUAUAUUAUCCAAUAUGGGUGACAUUUCAAGACCCCGAGGUGCCCCUUGGUGACACUUGGUGACCCUUGGUGACGUUCGGUGCCCCGUGUGUGUGUCCCCAGAGCGCGUGGUG
Messenger RNA from Melospiza georgiana, 2545 nucleotides. RefSeq names its product nicotinate-nucleotide pyrophosphorylase [carboxylating]-like. Gene Ontology annotation, cellular component: cytoplasm. The transcript has 3 exons. The coding region runs from base 58 to 363 and encodes 101 amino acids. Gene Ontology annotation, molecular function: nicotinate-nucleotide diphosphorylase (carboxylating) activity. The record is from RefSeq and is a predicted model, not a curated record. Lineage: Eukaryota; Metazoa; Chordata; Aves; Passeriformes; Passerellidae. Gene Ontology annotation, biological process: quinolinate catabolic process; NAD+ biosynthetic process.